Molecule: messenger RNA, 1987 nt
Organism: Ailuropoda melanoleuca (giant panda)
Lineage: Eukaryota; Metazoa; Chordata; Mammalia; Carnivora; Ursidae
Gene: ISLR2
Product: immunoglobulin superfamily containing leucine rich repeat 2
Exons: 3
Coding region: 200-1987 (595 amino acids)
Biological process (GO): positive regulation of axon extension
Cellular component (GO): cell surface
Molecular function (GO): protein binding
Source: RefSeq, a predicted model, not a curated record
GAUCGGCUGGGAUUUGGGUCUCGGUGGAGAGCUUCUGUGCAUGCGCAAGCGCGCGCCUGUGUGCCUGUGUGCGGGUCGGUUCGCUUGAGGACUUGUGUCCUUGUGUCUGGCAGCUCGCACAAUGAACAACAGGAAAGCACCGCGAGGGAGAGCGCUGUACGAAUGCUAGGUUCAGCGGACAGAACAAUGAGGUUCCGCGAUGGUGCCCUUGCGGGCUCUGUGGCUAGCAUGGGCUCUGCUAGGAGUGGCCAGAGCGUGCCCGGAGCCGUGCGCCUGCGUGGACAAGUACGCGCAUCAGUUCGCCGACUGCGCGUACAAGGAGUUGCGCGAGGUGCCGGAAGGACUGCCGGCCAACGUGACCACGCUUAGUCUGUCGGCCAACAAGAUCACGGUGCUGCGGCGUGGGGCCUUCGCCGACGUCACGCAGGUCACGUCGCUGUGGCUGGCGCACAAUGAGGUGCGCACGGUGGAGCCGGGCGCCCUGGCGGUGCUGAGCCAGCUCAAGAACCUCGACCUAAGCCACAACCUCAUAUCCAGCUUUCCGUGGAGCGACCUUCGUAACCUGAGCGCGCUGCAGCUGCUCAAAAUGAACCACAAUCGUUUGGGCUCACUGCCCCGGGACGCACUCGGCGCGCUGCCCGACCUGCGCUCCCUGCGCAUCAACAACAACCGCCUGCGUACCCUGGCUCCCGGCACCUUCGACGCGUUAAGCGCGCUGUCGCACCUGCAACUCUAUCAUAACCCUUUCCACUGCAGUUGCAGCCUCCUGUGGCUGCAGGCCUGGGCCGCAAGCACCAGGGUCUCCUUACCGGAGCCCGACUCCAUCGCGUGCGCCUCGCCUCCCGCGCUGCAGGGGGUGCCGGUGCACCGCCUGCCCGCCCUGUCCUGCGUACCGCCCAGCGUGCGUCUGAGUGCUGAGCCGCCGCCUGAGGCGCCGGGCAGCCCCUUGCCCGCCGGCCUGGCGCUCAUGCUACACUGCGUCGCCGAAGGACACCCCACACCCCGCCUGCAAUGGCAACUUCAGAUCCCGGGUGGCACCAUAGUCUUAGAGCCUCCCGUCCUGAGCGGGGAGGACACCGGGGAUGGGGCGGAAGACCGGGAGGAAGGAGAUGGGGACGGGCCGACACAGACGGAGGCCCCAACCCCGACUCCAGCACCCGCUUGGCCCGCGCCCCCAGCCAACCCGCGCUUCCUGGCCCUCACAAACGGUUCCCUAUUGGUGCCCCUCCUGAGUGCCAAGGAAGCAGGCGUCUACACCUGCCGUGCCCACAAUGAGCUGGGCGCCAACUCCACGUCACUACGCGUGGCAGUGGCGGCGGCUGGGCCCCCAAAGCACGCUCCUGGCUCUGGGGAAGACUCCGAAGGGCAGGCCCCUACUUCUGAGCGCAAGUCCACGGCCAAAGGCCGAGGCAACAGCGUUCUACCCUCCAAGCCCGAGGGCAAAAUCAAAGGUCAAGGCGUGGCCCGAGUUAGCGUCCUCGGGGAGACGGAGGCGGGGCCCGAGGAGGAGGACGCGGCUGAGGGAGAGGAAGCAGAAGACCAGGUCUCUGCGGAUCCGGUGGAGGAGCAACGCUGUGGCCACGGGGACCCCUCGCGGUACGUGUCCAACCACGCAUUCAACCAGAGCGCAGAGCUCAAGCAGCACGUCUUUGAGCUGGGCGUCAUCGCGCUGGACGUGGCGGAGCGGGAGGCUCGGGUGCAGCUGACGCCGCUGGCGGCGCGCUGGGGAUCUGGGCCCGGCGGGGCGGGGGGAGCCGGGCGGCCCGGGCGGCGGCCGCUGCGCCUGCUCUAUCUGUGCCCAGCGGGGGGUGGCGCAGCAGUGCAGUGGUCGCGCGUGGAGGAGGGCGUCAACGCCUAUUGGUUCCGCGGCCUGCGGCCCGGCACUAACUACUCAGUGUGCCUGGCGCUGGCAGGCGAGGCCUGCCACGUACAAGUGGUGUUUGCCACCAAGAAGGAAUUGCCCUCGCUGCUGGUCAUCCUUCUGUAG